AUGGCUACAAACGGAAAGUAUCUAAAUAUAAGUAUUCAACCGUCGAAACUUCCACGGACUUCUAAAGCCAUAUUUGAGUUGCCUAGAGACAACUUGAGUGAUGCUGAACUCGGCGGAAAAUCGACUUCAGAUAGAACCAAACGUCGUGUGGCCCACGAUGCGUGGUUUCCUCUGCCGGUAAUCCCAAGGCUUGCAGUAGCUCCGGUACAGGCGGUUGAUCAGCCGAAUCCGAUAAAAAAGCAUGUCUUAAAGAAGGAAGACAGUUUCUCGCACAUAAAACAAAGCAAUGUAAGAAAUAUUAACGACAAGGUUGAUUUGGAUUCAAGAGCCCAACAUAGCAAGUCGACAAGUUCUGGAGUUGAUGACAGGGAUAAGGCUAACAAGAGAAAGUUAGGAGACUUAGAGUCUGACGAAAAAGGGACGAAAAAGAAGCAAAAAAAAGGCAAUGUUGACAAGUCAAAAUACAAAGACGUAAAACAAGGGAAAAAAGCACACCGACGUAAAGGUAUAUCGAAAUUUGUUCCGAAAUUCGCAAUUCACAUCUCAUUCCUCCGCUAUUGA
Macrosiphum euphorbiae (potato aphid) is the source of this 561-nucleotide messenger RNA. Lineage: Eukaryota; Metazoa; Arthropoda; Insecta; Hemiptera; Aphididae. The record is from the annotation of a GenBank genome assembly.